Larimichthys crocea (large yellow croaker) is the source of this 2274-nucleotide messenger RNA. RefSeq names its product glucosylceramidase beta 1 (gene gba1). Bases 258 to 1820 code for a protein of 520 amino acids. The transcript has 12 exons. Gene Ontology annotation, molecular function: glucosylceramidase activity. Gene Ontology annotation, biological process: glucosylceramide catabolic process. The record is from RefSeq and is a predicted model, not a curated record. NCBI's taxonomy places the organism in Eukaryota, Metazoa, Chordata, Actinopteri, Sciaenidae.
ACAAAGACUCAAACACAUAAAUCCUUUCUUGUAUCCUCAUUUAUUGUGCAGCGACACCUGGCAGUGAGUCGCGUUAUUGCACCUUUCUUCACGUGACAGUUGACAAAGUCACAUGACCGGGCAAAAGUCAUGUUUGUUGGCCAAAACAAAGUGGCCGGUAUGGAAGAGUGGACCAAGUUAAGGUGAUGGUCGAGUGUAGAUGUUUGAACUGACCCGCAGGACAUGUCAGAGUCUGUAUCAGGAUCCUCUGAGAUAAAAUGGCGUUGUCAUCAUGUUUACUUGUGGCUCUCGGUUUCCUCACAGCGGAAGUGACUCUUUCUGCAGAAAGCACUGGAUGUGUUGCCAGAAACUUUGGUCAUGGCUCUGUGGUGUGUGAGUGUAAUUCAACCUACUGUGACAGUGUUGGCUCAGUCACUUUGCCUCCUUUGGGCCAGUAUUCCUCAUACCUGACCAGUAUGGCCGGUAGCAGACUUGAAGCAGGUCAGGGUCGGGUCCAGGUGAACAGCACCGGGGCAGCCCUCAGGUUGACCAUCGUUCCCUACCAGAAGUACCAGAAGAUCAGGGGAUUUGGUGGAGCUAUGACAGACGCAGCAGCGAUUAACAUCCUGUCUCUUUCUGCCGGUGCACAGGACCAGCUGCUACGACAGUACUUUUCCCCUGAAGGUAUCAGCUACAGUGUGGUGCGUGUGCCGAUGGCCAGCUGUGACUUCUCCACCCGUACGUACACAUACGCUGACACACCUGGAGACUACAAUCUGGAUCAUUUCAAUCUGGCCCCUGAGGACAUCAAAAUGAAGAUCCCUCUCCUGCAGCGUGCUCAGGCCUUGUCUCCUCGCCCCCUGUCUCUGCUGGCCAGUGCAUGGAGCGCCCCCGCUUGGAUGAAAACUAACGAUGCACUUAUUGGAAAGGGCUCCCUGAAGGGCAAACCUGGGGGCAAGGUGCACAAGACCUGGGCUCACUAUUAUAUCAGGUUCCUUGAGGAAUAUGCUAAAUAUAACUUGACCUUCUGGGCCCUGACCACAGGGAAUGAGCCCUCUGCAGGACGAAUGACAAACUACAGUUUCCAGGCUCUGGGCUUCACUCCUGAGGAGCAGAGGGACUGGGUGGCUCUGGACCUGGGCCCUGCCCUGCACGCUUCAUCACGCCCACAUACACACAUACUCAUACUGGAUGACAACCGCCUGCUGCUGCCCUACUGGGCUAAAGUGGUCCUCAGUGAUAUUCAUGCAGGAAGGUACAUUCAUGGUGUGGCAGUUCACUGGUACUUUGACCACAUUGUCCCAGCUGAGAUAAGCCUGGGAACAACCCAUCAUCUCUACCCAGAGUAUUACCUGUUUGGUACAGAGGCCUGCUCUGGCUUUCUCCCAACAGACAGAGGGGUAAAACUCGGUAGCUGGGACAGGGCAGAACACUACGCACAUGAUAUUCUAGAGGACUUAAAUCAUUAUGUGGUGGGUUGGACUGACUGGAACCUGGCGUUGGACCAGACUGGUGGACCAAACUGGGUUAAAAACUUCGUGGACAGCCCUGUAGUUGUCGAUGCACACCGUGACGUCUUCUACAAGCAGCCAACCUUCUAUAGCAUGGCCCACUUCAGUAAGUUCCUGUGGGAGGGGUCUCAGAGAGUGGGUGUGUCCGCCAGUCGUGAAACAGACCUGGAAUACUCUGCCUUCAUCAGACCCGAUGGCUCAGUGGUUCUCAUCUUACUCAACAGGUCAUCAUCAGUGGUCCAGUUUGAAGUGUGGGAUCCCACCGUGGGCUACAUCUCCUCCACUGCUCCAGCUCAUUCAUUGCUCACACUCGCUUGGAACACACAGUGAUCAUUUCUAAAAGUCCAUAUACAAUUUUUUCACCUGAACCACAUAACAAACAUUUCUAUGCACAUUUCAAAAUGCUGCAAAAAGGAAGAGUUUCAGGUUUGAUCCUUCAUCACCAAAGCAGUUACUACUCUGAGCACUUUGUAUCGCAUGCACAUCCUUCCGUUAACUAGUGCAACGUUGUUUUCAAGACGUGCUUAAUGAUGUCAGUGAUCACUUAUAUUAACUUCAGCAAAUAUCAAAUAACUUGACUGAUUUGAUUUUCAUUCAAAGUCUUAAAAUUCUUUUUUUCAUCUGUGCUGAAUUGUAACCGGUGCUUUGAUUCACAACUAAAGAUGCUUUAAGUGACCUCACAACGUCACACCUUGGAGAAAUCAUAAAUAAUGUACAUAACGUGUAAAUUCUGCUGUUACGAUUUAAUCUUUUGAUUUUAAAUAAAGCACUUGUUUUAAAUUAU